This is a messenger RNA of Cariama cristata (Red-legged seriema), 402 nucleotides long. RefSeq names its product chromosome unknown open reading frame, human C1orf50. Lineage: Eukaryota; Metazoa; Chordata; Aves; Cariamiformes; Cariamidae. The annotation marks the transcript as partial. The transcript has 3 exons. The record is from RefSeq and is a predicted model, not a curated record.
GCAGACAAUUUCAUCCGAGCAAAUGCCUGCAAUAAAUUGACUGUCAUCGCUGAGCAGAUCCGGUACUUGCAGGAGCAGGCUCGGAAGGUCUUAGAUGAAGCUAACAGAGAUGCUGAUCUGCACCACGUGGCCUGCAACCUCGUGAAGAAGCCAGGAAACAUUUACUACAUGUACAGGCGGGAGAGUGGCCAGCGGUACUUCUCCAUCGUGUCUCCUAAGGAAUGGGGGACCAGCCCGCACGAAUUUCUCGGUGCCUAUAAACUCCAGCAUGACAUGUCCUGGACUCCAUUUGAGGACAUUGAGAGACGAGACGCUGAAAUAAACAUCUUGGACAAGCUGCUGAGCCGUCAGGCAGCGCUGCCGCCAUGUACAGAGCCCAACUUCCAGGGCCUGACCAAGUGA